Molecule: messenger RNA, 837 nt
Organism: Dendrobium catenatum
Lineage: Eukaryota; Viridiplantae; Streptophyta; Magnoliopsida; Asparagales; Orchidaceae
Product: protodermal factor 1
Exons: 3
Coding region: 1-837 (278 amino acids)
Source: RefSeq, a predicted model, not a curated record
AUGGAGAGGAAGAAGAUGAUGAUUUCGCUUCUCUUGUGGGUUCUGUCUGCUACCCAUUUCUGCUUGGUCACAAGCAGAAAUCUUGCUGAGGUUGAAGAGCAGAAGAACAACUACGGCAAUGAUCCCCAUGCAUGGAGCUCGCCAAGUCAUUCCCAUGACAGCCCGUUAUGUCAAACUCCUCCUAGCUCUGGCACAACUCCAUCCCACGGCGGUGGAAUCCAUUAUUCUCCUCCAACGACGCCGUCUCAUGGCGGUGGAAUCCAUUACUCUCCGCCUACCACCCCAUCCCACGGGGGCUCCGGCGGUGGCGGUGGAGGUGGCGGCGGCUGUAACUGCAACACUCCACCCUACAUUACUCCUACUCCUUCCCUCCCUGAGAAUCCACCAAGCCCAACCACACCAAUCUCUCAAACUCCACCAACUCCUCUAGUUCCCCUCACUCCCCCCUCCCCCACCAAUCCAUCUCCUCUAAUCCCGGACCCGAACCACCCACCCUUCUCAUGCAACUACUGGUUCACUCACCCAACCGCCAUUUGGGUUCUCUUCGGCUAUUGGGGAACAAUAGGCCAAGUCUUUGGCACGUCACCGGCAGCCGGCAUCCUCUUCGGAAGAAACCUCAGCGUACUUGAAGCUUUGGGAAACACUCGUGAAGAUGGCUAUGGAGCCCUACUGCGUGAAGGAACAGCUUCGCUUCUUAACUCAAUGGCGAGUAAAAACUUUAAUUUUAACACUCAGCAGGUCAGGGAAGCCUUCAAUACAGCCAUUCAAUCGGAGAAGAUGGCCGCAGAGCAGGGAAAGAUCUUCCAGAAGGCUAACGAAGGCCAUUUGAAGCACUGA